AUGAGGCUACCCUUCAAGUACACGCGAGCCCAGCUGGAACUGUUCCGCUUCUCGUUUUGCCUGCUCGCCCCUGUGGGGGUCAUGUACUACAUCGGAACGGACACCGACCGCAAGCUGAACGUGCCUGGCUUCUGGCCAGACCCCGAGUCGCUGAACAAGAUCCCCAAGGAGAAGUACGAGAUCCAGGCCGAGCUGGCACGCAUGCGCAAGGAGCGCUUGGAAAAGCGCUUGAGGCUGGAGCGCAGGUUGGCUGAGGAGUUUGGUCUGGACGUGGAGGCCGAGAAGGCCAAGUUGAGACAAGAGCUUGCCGAGCGCGGCGCGGCGGCCGAGCACUGA
Molecule: messenger RNA, 336 nt
Organism: Eremothecium gossypii ATCC 10895
Lineage: Eukaryota; Fungi; Ascomycota; Saccharomycetes; Saccharomycetales; Saccharomycetaceae
Gene: PET100
Product: Pet100p
Exons: 1
Coding region: 1-336 (111 amino acids)
Biological process (GO): mitochondrial respiratory chain complex IV assembly
Cellular component (GO): mitochondrion; mitochondrial inner membrane
Source: RefSeq, marked provisional